AAAACGAAGACUGGCGGGAGUGCGAAAAGAGCCUGAAGGAGUUCCUUGAACAGGAGCGUGCCAAAAUGAAGGAGCGUUCGCUGCGCAUCUCCCAGCCAUUCUCAUCGGAUCCACAGGACAUUCAGAACAUAGUGAGGGCCAGGCAAAAGUUCCGCGAGACAGAGCUACGUAUUCGCAACCAGCUGGAGGACAAGCUGAAGGAUGUGAAACUGGCAGUCACCACCCAACAACUUACCGAACUCAUCGAGGAUGCCCAUCGAUCCAGUGGGGAGAUUGUGCGAGAGCCUUCGAUAGAGGACGAUGAGUACCACGAGGGCGAGCCACAGUCCAAGUAUCUGGACGAUGUCACCGACGUCUCCGAGGAGACGGUGAUCAGCGAGGACGCCAUCAGUCUCACCCUGGCCAAGCAGCAGUACGCCGAGGAACUGGAGGCCGAGAUGGAGGACGAGUUCAACCGGGGUCUGCUCAUCUCCAAGCAGCAGUACGACCAGCUGCGCUUCGAGGAUGAGAAGAUCGUGGCGUUAAGGAAUGCCAAAGUAAGUUCGCAGGUCCUCAAGGGCUUUCAGUUAAAUUUAGAAAAUGUUAUACCUUAUCGUCCAUUAAUGUCCAAUUUACAGUGUCAAGUGUAUGUAAAGUUUUAA
Drosophila subpulchrella is the source of this 641-nucleotide messenger RNA. RefSeq lists its product as uncharacterized. NCBI's taxonomy places the organism in Eukaryota, Metazoa, Arthropoda, Insecta, Diptera, Drosophilidae. Bases 66 to 641 code for a protein of 191 amino acids. The transcript is spliced from 2 exons. The record is from RefSeq and is a predicted model, not a curated record.